AUGGCGAUGGCGCAACUCGCUUCGUCUACAUCGAAUACAAGUGCUUGCUCUUCCGGUCUCGUCUCUUCAAGCUCAAGUUCAAGCAUUAAGAAACCCGAGAUCCAAACGUUAUUGGGCCAAUUUGAUACACAGAUCAAUAAUAUGAUGGAUUAUCCAGCCAAGGAUACGAUCAAUACAUUGACAAUGCUUGCUGAGAACGUACAAUUUGCUCCUGAGAUUGUUAGCUUCCUGGAGACCAAGAUCCAUCGGGUUGCGCCAAAUUGUAAACUCCCUAUUUUCUAUUUGACGGACUCGAUUCUUAAAAAUAUACGCGGAUCGUAUGUGCCUUUAUUUGCUGCCAAGAUUGUACCGCUCUACUGCAAUUGCGUGCGUCAGGUAUCAGGCAAAGACCUUAAACGAUUCAUCCAUGUACUGAACACAUGGGAAACUACACGUAUGUUUAACAAAGAAGCAAUUACACUAAUGCGUAAUGCAGCAAAUCGCGCCAUGCAGCAAGCUGGUCCAUCAGCUCACUCGGCACCUGCAAGCAUCAACCAAGAAAAAGCGGCCCAGUCAACGCGCGCAGCAAAUGUUGCAUCCAGUGCAAAGUUGGCACAGCAGCAGCAGGAUAUGGAACUACGGUCGCUACUUACUAAGUUACAGAACGAUAUGGGGAUCCACCCGACGGAACAUAUGAGUCUUGAAGAAGUGCGGACGAAUAACCCAGAUUAUUACAAUCAGCUACUCGAAUUUCGUGCUGCUUCAAAGCUUGAACACCAAAGUGCAACACGAGGACCUGGUGCCUCUAGUGCACCUCCUCAAAAUGCUAGACAGCAACCUUCUUUACAUCAAGUUCCUACGGGUAGAGAUUCUCGCCAUUCUCCUUCUUACGAUCUGCGGGCCAAAACAAGCCGGCCGCGUGCACAACCAGCUCAGGUGGUGGCCACUCCGACACUAGUUUCUAGUGUCAAAUCUGCUAGACCAAGCACAGCCGCUAGUACAAGUGGAUCCAAAAAUGGUGUUGGAGCAGCAGCAAAGUCUUCAAAUGUUGCGCAUUUGAUGCAAUUACUCAAGCGCAAGCAGCGUGCUCCUUCUUCACCGCAGCAACCAGUUCAAGAGAUCACUAAUAAUCCUCGCGCACCUGAUGCGGCAGCUGUCAUGUCUAUUUUGCAGAAGCUGAAGGGAAUGUCGAACGGAGGCGCGUUGUCAGGACAGCCAACUACUCAAGCGCAAUCGCAGCAAAACAAGCAGUCUCAGUCACUUCAGCGGCAAGGAGAUAAGCAGCAGCAAGCUCAGCCACGUAACGAUAAUGCGUCUCGUAUGUGGUUCAGCGACAAAAUUGUUGCUCACAAGGACCGUGUCGAGUCUAACGUACAAAAGCUGUAUGCCGCAUUGCCACUUGUGUGUCGCGAGAGUGGAUUGAGAUUCCGCGAACAAGCCCAGUUGGAUGCGCAUUUGGACUUCCUGUUCCAAUAUAACCGUGCGCGUAAAGAGCGAGGCAAAGGUGGUGUUUCUCGAUCAUGGUACCCAGACGAAAACCAGUGGGUGGCCGAUAUUUCUGAUAGCACAGCACCCCGUGAGAGUACAAGUAGCAGCUUCUUUGAUCGGUCACAAAAGGAAGAUGAGAAGAAUGCAGGUGAGCAAGCCGCAUGGGAGAACGCGCGCGUGCCUGUUGUUGAGACAAUAACUCGCUGUCAGAUUUGCGGCGAGAACUUUUCGAAAAGCUGGGAUGAAGAAGAGGAGGACUGGAUGUAUACUAACGCGGUUGCGGGCACGAUCCAUGACGCUGGUCCAGAUGGUAACGAACAGCAGGACACAAUCUUCCACAAAUACUGCUACGACACAGUGAUGGCGAAUUCGAAGCAUGUCACCCCCGCACAUUUGAUCCCCGCCGAAAGAGCUGUUGCACUCGAGGGGGCGAAACCAGGUGAUAGUACGAACGACAUCAGUAGCGGCGUAAAGCGGUUACUGGAAGAGGACGACAGUGAUAGUGACGGUGAUGAUGAUGUGAAGCGGGUGAAAACUGACGAUCAACUGCUUUAG
Molecule: messenger RNA, 2022 nt
Organism: Peronospora belbahrii
Lineage: Eukaryota; Oomycota; Peronosporomycetes; Peronosporales; Peronosporaceae
Source: the annotation of a GenBank genome assembly